CUUAUUUAUAUGUCCAUGUACCUUUUACACUCGCAGUACACCCUAAUCCAAGAUGGCUGAAGCGGUCAAGGUUAUCGUGAGAUGUCGCCCUCUUAACGGGAGAGAGAAGAGUCUCAAAUGCAAGACAUGCGUCAAGAUGGACGGCAAGCGCGGAUACUGCGAGAUCCUCAAACCGAACUCCAAGGAUCCUUCCAAGUCGUUCACGUUUGAUGGGGCGUACUUUGUCGACUCAACGACGGAACAGAUCUACGGUGAUAUAGCCUAUCCGCUGGUCGAUGGUGUGUUGGAAGGCUACAAUGGAACUAUCUUUGCUUAUGGGCAGACUGGAUGUGGAAAGUCAUUCAGUAUGCAGGGCAUCACAGACCCUGCCACACAGAGGGGUAUUAUACCCAGAGCAUUUGAGCACAUCUUUGAGAACAUUCAGGUUGCAGAGGGCUUGAAGUACUUGGUGCGGGCCUCCUAUCUAGAGAUCUACAAUGAAGAGAUUCGUGAUCUUCUGGGAAAGGACGCCAAGGCUCGUCUGGAACUCAAAGAACAUCCAGAUAAGGGUGUCUAUGUCAAAGAACUGACCAUGCAUAUCGUGCACAACAGGCGUGAGUGUGAACAGAUCAUGGAGCUUGGGUGGAAGAACCGUUCCACGGGUGCUACAUUGAUGAAUGCAGACUCGUCGCGUUCACAUUCCAUCUUCACCAUCCAUAUAGAGAUGUGCGAGGUGGACGAUACCGGAGAGGAUCACAUCCGAGCCGGCAAACUCAAUCUGGUAGAUUUGGCCGGUAGCGAGAGGCAGGGCAAAACAGGUGCAACUGGAGACAGACUCAAGGAAGCGACAAAGAUCAACCUGUCGCUCUCUGCCCUGGGAAACGUCAUUUCAGCCCUGGUGGAUGGCAAGUCUAAACACAUCCCCUACCGUGACUCCAAGCUCACACGUCUACUCCAGGACUCCCUCGGUGGUAACACCAAGACCCUCAUGGUCGCCUGCCUCUCGCCCGCCGACAACAACUAUGACGAGACCCUGUCCACGCUCCGGUACGCCAACCGUGCCAAGAACAUCAAGAACAAGCCCAAGAUCAACGAGGAUCCAAAGGACGCCCUCUUGAGGCAGUACCAGGAGGAGAUCAAGACGCUCAAGCAGAUGCUCAUGGGGGAGAUCCCCAUUCCUGCUGGUGGAUUUCCAGGCAUGGAGAUGAUGGGUGAGUUGUGUUUUAAUCUCUGUGUGACGACUAUCCAACCUGUACUGCUUCAAAACUAUCAUUUUCCCCCUCUUCUAAUAUCUAGAUGUCACUCUGUCAGUUUUAUAAUACAGCCACGCGAAGAACACAUUGAUAAUUUUGGUUCAACUCAUUGCAAUUUUGGCAAAAACUGGUGCUUUGGGCGGGGCCCUGUCCAAACCCUUGCCCUGCCCCCUCCCCAGUCGGCAGAGGCUGCCCCCGAAGCCACCCCCUCCCAGGAAAGCACCCCAGAAGACACUAAUAUCAUGAAGGAACAACUUCAAAAGGAUUAUCAAGCCGAGCUUCAGGAGAUGAAGGCCAUGUAUGAGGAGGAACAGGUGUCUAAGGCUAAGCUCCAGCAAGACAUGGACCAGCUCAAGUCUUUGUAUGAUAACAAGCUAGCCCAGGUCUCAGAACAAGGAGGUGAAGCAUCACCAACAGAAGCAGGUCAGAAGGUCAUCACACUAGAGAGAGUACAACCUCCUCAGGACGGGGAAGCUGCUGCUAAACCAGAUGCUUCAGGCAAGCCAGUUGCGCAGGGAGAGCAGGCCCGUGUUGAAGGGGAGCCGGCUGUACCCCCGACCGAGGAUGAGGGUCCCUCUGCACCCCGGUCCUCUCCCAAGAUGCCCCGUAAGGACCAGGGAGGUGGGUUCUUAGAUCAGGAAGAAGCUAUGAAGAGGCUACAAGCCCUUGAGCAUGAGAUGGUCGGAGGAGAGAGAGCUACCGAUGAAGGGCUGAAGGAGAAGAGGAGGAAGAAGUUGAAGCACGCUGAGAUGAGGAAGCUAACCCUCGCUAAGGCCAUCGCUAAGAUGGAUGAUGAUGGCAUCAUGCUAAACAUCUAUAGCAGUAUCGAGGACGAGCUCAAAGCUAAGAAUGAGCUUCUCAAGAAGGAACAAGAAAAGUUGAGGGCAGCAGAUUGUGAAAUCAGUGACUUGAAUGCCGAGUUUGAGUUUGAGCGUAUAGACUACCUGGACACGAUACGCAAGCAGGAGAAGCAGAUUACCAUGCUGCAACAGAUCCUUGAUCGGGUCCAACCGUGUCUGCGAAGAGACUGCAACUAUUACAAUCUGGAUAAGAUAAAAGGAGAAUGCUCUUGGGAUGAGGAAGAGGGCCGCUGGAAGCUCCCCGAUCUGGUCGUCGUGCGAGAGAAACUCCCCACCACCACACACCCGGGGGGCGCCAGCAUGCCAGGAGGCAUCAUGCCCGGAGGUCGCCAACCUUUGACCCAGAGAGGUCAACCCGAAAGGUCAAUGCCAAAUAACAACCGACCUCAGGCCAAUGGGUACCCUAAUGCCAACGGGAUCGGUCCUAGUGCAUAUGACGAACCGGAGGAGGAUCGUUAUCUACAGAAAUUGAACCAGUCCAAUCAUGACUCUGCAAUAGAUUAUUUCAAACCUAAGAGGGCUAACAAGCUACUGAACAACUCUGAUUCUAACAGGACUUUAACCGCAGACCUUCCGAUGCGUGGCCCCUCCCCCAAUUUCCUCACCAACACUGACAUGGCCGCCGCGUCCGUCCACGGCCAGCUGGGCCCGGCUGACGUCCCCAUGAGACGCCCCAUGCGACUAGAGGCCCUCCCCACGGGCAAGCCCAAGAAGGGCAAGAAGAAGCACAACACACUGGAACCGCUUUAAGAAGGCAGACAGGGCGCCGCACUUGCACCCUAGAUGUUCUGGGGCAACUUUGGGGGUUGGUGGGGCAAGUGGACUGAGUGUUUUGCUGAGAGCAGAGAGGAUUUGCGGCUGAAUUAGAUUCAUUUGAAUGAAUUACUAGUACAUGUGCAUGUAGAUUUUAAUGAUAGGAUUAUUUCUAUGUGUAUACUGUAUUUUCCCUUUGCUGUCAACACAAUUGUCUGUUUAAUAGUUGUACCCUGUGCCCACCAUGUAUACACCAUGUGUGCACCAUGAGUGCACCAUCUAUGUCCCCAUUGUGCACCAUGAGUGCACCACAAUUAUGACAACCAUGAAUAUAUCUCAUGUGUAUCAUGUGUGCAUCAUGCAUACGUCAUAUGUGUACCAUUCAUACACCGUGUAUACAUCAUGAGUGUACAAUGCAUACACCAUGACGUUACCCUUUGUGCUCUAAGGUUACAUCACAUAAGCACCACAAGUGCACCAGGUAGUCUAGACCUCAUUUUUGUUUCCGUCAGCCAGUGGAACAUGCUAUGACUUUUAAUUUGUACUAAUUGAGAAAACAAAAACAAAAUUACAGAUACUGAAAAAGCCAUGUGAUUGGUUGUUCGCUGGUUGUAAACUUCUUUACACCAUAAAUUUGAAAAUUGAUUCAACCCCAUUCUCUCAUAGCUGUCUAGAUGCCGUCUACGACAGUCCGACAAACAACGCUUUUUGCAUACCAAUCGAAAGUACUCAUUAAAGGUACACAAAUGUUCACAUUGAUUGUGUAAAGGUAGUUUUCAACCAAAAUUACAGAUAGUUUUCCCUAAGUCACGUAGUUAGUAGUUCAAGUGGGCUGCAAAAUUGCCAACAGAAAUUUGUAGAAGAGUGCAUCUUUGAACGACUACUAAAGCAGUGCACUUUAGCAAGGUGGCAUGACUUGAAUUCAGCCUAAUCCUAGCAAUCGUUGUGUUUUUGUAUUAUAAAUUCUCGUCUAACAGAACUUGAGCGUCUUUCUUUUACUUUUAUCAAGCAGUUGACAAUAGGUA
Molecule: messenger RNA, 3870 nt
Organism: Strongylocentrotus purpuratus (purple sea urchin)
Lineage: Eukaryota; Metazoa; Echinodermata; Echinoidea; Camarodonta; Strongylocentrotidae
Product: kinesin-like protein KIF17
Exons: 16
Coding region: 53-2842 (929 amino acids)
Biological process (GO): microtubule-based movement
Molecular function (GO): microtubule binding; ATP binding; microtubule motor activity
Source: RefSeq, a predicted model, not a curated record